Messenger RNA from Mucor mucedo, 536 nucleotides. Its product is annotated as dUTPase-like protein. Gene Ontology annotation, biological process: dUMP biosynthetic process; dUTP catabolic process. The coding region runs from base 142 to 492 and encodes 116 amino acids. Lineage: Eukaryota; Fungi; Mucoromycota; Mucoromycetes; Mucorales; Mucoraceae. The record is from RefSeq and is a predicted model, not a curated record. The transcript is spliced from 3 exons. Gene Ontology annotation, molecular function: magnesium ion binding; dUTP diphosphatase activity.
CACAAUGUCAAGCUCCAAACUUUUAGUUCAACGUCUUUCAGAAUUUGCUCAAGUGCCUACCAGAGGUUCAGUUCUUGCUGCUGGUUAUGAUCUCUACUGGUAAUAUAUUGUGCCUUUCAAUGGCGAGCCCUGACUAACACAAUGACAUUCAGUGCUCACGAUAUUGUCAUUCCCGCACAAGGCAAGACUAUUGUUGCUACCGAUAUUGCUAUUGCUGUCCCUGAAGGACACUAUGGCCGUGUCGCACCCCGUUCUGGCUUAGCUGCUAAGCAUCAUUUAGAUACUGGUGCCGGUGUGAUUGAUGCCGAUUAUCGUGGACCUGUUGGUGUUGUUAUGUUCAACUUUAGCAAGGUUGACUAUGAAGUCAAGCGUGGCGAUAGAAUUGCUCAAUUGAUUAUCGAAAAGAUCUCUACACCUGAUGUUCUUGAAGUUGAAUCUUUAGAAGAAUCUGCCCGUGGAGCUGGUGGUUUCGGUUCAACUGGUUACCAAUAAAUUAAUAAUAAACUAUCUUGCUUUGCCCUUUUACGCGUAAUACA